GUCUCACUUUUUAAAGGUUGAAAAUCGCAAGAGCACAUUCCAUAUCUUCUCCGAGUAAGAUUUUUGGAAGGGGGUAUUUGUCUAUUGGAUAGUUGAGAUAUUAAGGUGUGUGUAAGCUAUGAUAUGGGAAUGACAUGUUUGACAAUGACCCACUCGCUCAGUAAUCUGUAGCCCCUUGACCCCACUCAUCAGUGAGUGGUCCGAAGCAACUUUUGGUCCGUCACAUUCUUCCGGUUUGACGAGUGGAGACUGUACAGUAACUAGCAGCGAGCCAUAAACCUUUCUGCUUCUGAACCCAAAGCGACGCCGGCACCGGACUUCAGAUCGCGGCGGAGGAUACGCAAGUGCUUCCGACGACCACCCGGAGACUUCCAACGCAUUCACGCACCGCCGUCCGUUUUUUUAUAGUUACUAUGUCACAUUAUUAUCACCAUGGUGUCACAUCAACCCAACUUGUUGGAAUUCUGUAUCAGCGAUGAUGAAUACAAUUCUCAUCUCAGUGAAAAGAAGCAUCUGGGAAAGGGAAAGACAGAGGUGGGCAUAGCAUUAACUGUUUUGCCUUUCCUAUUUAUUGAGUGUGCUAAUGGACGGGGCUAAUGGUUUGGUUCUUCUCUUUCCCUACGUCAUUGGUUCUCAUUGAUUUUUCUUGGCUUGGAAUAAAUAGUUGCAGUUUUGGUCGGAGUUUGUGCAAUUCUGAGAGCUUCUUCCAACUUCUAACAUUUAUGGCUGAAAAAGACCAAGACUUUCUUUCCCACAAAGUGCCAUCAACUUCUCAGGUUGUGGAGGAACUGAAGGAACUAUGGAGAAUGGCUCUGCCAAUAACAGCAAUGAAUUGUUUGGUCUAUGUGAGAGCAGUGGUCUCAGUUCUGUUCUUGGGAAGGCUUGGGAGCCUUGAGUUGGCUGGUGGGGCCCUGUCCAUUGGUUUUACAAACAUCACAGGCUACUCAGUGCUUGUUGGCUUAGCUUCAGGGCUUGAGCCAGUGUGUAGCCAAGCCUACGGCAGCAAGAACGGGGACUUGCUUCUCCUGUCUCUCCACCGCAUGAUCUUCAUAUUAUUGCUUGCUAUUAUACCCAUCAGUCUCCUCUGGGUGAAUCUGGAGCCAAUCAUGCUAUUCAUGCGCCAAGAUAAGGAGAUCACAUCAACAGCUGCAACUUACUGUUUGUAUUCCCUGCCCGACCUUUUAACGAACACUUUGUUGCAGCCACUCAGGGUUUACCUGAGGUCACAAGGGGUGACCAAACCUCAGAUGUGGUGCACUUUUAUCGCUGUGAUCUUCCAUGUGCCCUUGAACAUUGUGCUGGUGGUGGUGAUGGGAAUGGGAGUUCCCGGUGUGGCUGUGGCCUCCGUGCUCACCAACAUGCACAUGUUGGUGCUGAUGAUGGGGUAUUUGUGCAUUUAUGGGGGAAAGUGGGAGUGGAAAUUGAUGGAAGGCGUUUUUGGAGGAGUAGGACCCUUGUUGAAGCUGGCAGUGCCGAGCUGCAUAGGCAUUUGCUUGGAGUGGUGGUGGUAUGAAAUUGUAACUGUUCUUGCUGGGUAUUUGCCCAACCCAAGGCAUGCUGUGGCUGCCACUGGCAUCAUGAUUCAAACUACCAGCCUUAUGUAUACGUUUCCCAUGGCAUUGGCCGGCUGUGUCUCUGCCCGGGUGGGAAAUGAAUUGGGAGCUGGGAAACCGUACAAAGCGAAGUUAGCGGCAAUGGUUGCUUUGGCAUGUGCAGUUGUAAUUGGAUUCGUGAAUGUGAUGUGGACAGUAAUCUUUAGGGAGACAUGGGGAGGCCUCUUCACUAAAGAUGAGAUGCUUAAAUCUCUGGUUGCAUCUGUUCUGCCUAUAAUAGGCUUGUGUGAGCUUGGCAACUGCCCACAAACUACAGGGUGUGGGAUUCUCCGAGGCACUGCCAGACCAGCCGUUGGAGCCCGCAUCAAUCUCGGUUCUUUCUACUUCGUAGGCACCCCUGUGGCGGUAGGCUUGGCAUUCUGGCUCAAAGUUGGGUUCAGCGGGCUUUGGUUCGGUCUGUUGUCAGCGCAGGCGGCCUGCGCGGUUUCCAUCCUCUACGCCGUGCUUUGCUGCACCGAUUGGGAAGGUGAGUCCUUGAAGGCGAAGAAGCUCACUAGCGUGGAAAUGGGGCUGCAGUGCACAAAAGAUGAAGAAACAAAAGGGUUGUUAGUUACAACAUAUUGCAGUGAUAUCCGCAAAUUUGAUGAUGCUCCAUAAGAAGAAAAUGGCUGAAUGCAUUUUUAAAAACCCUCCAUUGUUCUUGUUUGGUUGCUUUUGAGUUUUAAUUCGAAUUUUGCUGUUUGUGCAAGUUGAGCUCAGAUAUAAUGGCGGCCCAUGCAGCUGUUUUAUGUCAUAUCCCUACCUCACCUAUUUUUGUUUAGAUAGAUUUCCCUCAUUUCUGGUGAUUUACUUGUCUCUGUCAAUAUUUUUGGUUACUGGUAAGCAUGAAAAACAUGAAUAGAAACAGUAUUGAAUGUUCUGGUUUUAUUCACCCACUGAACCUUGAGGCUGGCAAAAAGUGUUAGGCAUGGGCGUGUGCAAAAGCAGUAAACGCCUUUGUCCUAUGGAUUUUAAGUUUAAUCUCAUCUAGUGCUUACGUUUUG
Messenger RNA from Cuscuta epithymum, 2596 nucleotides. NCBI's taxonomy places the organism in Eukaryota, Viridiplantae, Streptophyta, Magnoliopsida, Solanales, Convolvulaceae. The record is from the annotation of a GenBank genome assembly.